Messenger RNA from Wyeomyia smithii (pitcher-plant mosquito), 915 nucleotides. RefSeq names its product YEATS domain-containing protein 4 (gene Gas41). The transcript has 3 exons. Bases 157 to 849 code for a protein of 230 amino acids. The record is from RefSeq and is a predicted model, not a curated record. Gene Ontology annotation, biological process: regulation of DNA-templated transcription. Lineage: Eukaryota; Metazoa; Arthropoda; Insecta; Diptera; Culicidae.
AACAAGCGCAAAACAAGUUGACUUUCACUGUUCAUAAUUGAAAGCAGCAUUUUCCAUUUAAUUUUUAUGAGUAAAAGGCCAAUUUACCGCGUAAAUUAUCCCCAGAUGUUGACUCUGAUUGUCGUGUAGUUUUGUGACAUACAAAAAAAAUCUAUCAUGAAUAUAUCAACCGAUUUUGGUCCUGAUUCCGGCGGCCGAGUGAAGGGUCUCACAAUCGUUAAACCGUUAGUGUACGGCAACAUCGCCCGUUCUUUUGGAAAGAAGCGUGAGGAGGAUGGCCAUACUCAUCAGUGGACGGUAUACGUGAAGCCCUACCGCAACGAGGAUAUGUCCACAUAUGUGAAAAAGAUACACUUCAAGUUGCACGAGAGCUACGUUAAUCCGAAUCGCGUCGUCACGAAGCCUCCCUUCGAGGUGACUGAGACCGGCUGGGGAGAGUUCGAGAUUGUCAUCAAAGUACACUUCCACGAUCCAACCGAACGACCGGUUACGAUGUAUCACAUUCUAAAGCUGUUUCAAUCGCCGAUUCUGGAUGGUGAGGUUUCCAGCCAGCUCGAGGGAAAAAAGGGUCUAGUUUCGGAACAGUACGAGGAAAUAGUUUUUCAGGAGCCAACGCAGCUUAUGCAACAAUUACUGACGAAUGUUCAACCUGUUACGAGUGGCUCCUGGAAACAUGACACUGAUUUUGAAGAGAAAAAGGUUCAAUCUCUGGAAACCAUAAUCGAGACGAAAGGCAAGGUGAAAUCGGAAAUUGCUUUGCUAAAGGAGAAAUUGAAACUGGCUCGAGAAACAAUAGCGAAGUUUAAAACCGAAAUCGCUAAAGUGCAGGUUCAGCAGCCGGCAGCGUGAGACAUAGUUGUAAGUAUUUGCUUUUAGUUACGUCCAAUAACUGAUUCACUGAUUUUCGAACUCAAA